Messenger RNA from Athalia rosae (coleseed sawfly), 445 nucleotides. RefSeq lists its product as uncharacterized. Bases 32 to 334 code for a protein of 100 amino acids. Lineage: Eukaryota; Metazoa; Arthropoda; Insecta; Hymenoptera; Athaliidae. The record is from RefSeq and is a predicted model, not a curated record. The transcript is spliced from 2 exons.
UCAUCGUAAGUCAACCAUAAUUGAUGCUUCUAUGACGUACCUGCUGUACUGUAUCAACACGAUUAACACCUUCCUUCCAACCCCAAGCAUACCAAAGGAUCCUACUUCCAUAGGUGUACCGACACCCACAAAUUCAUCGACACUACCUAUGCAAAUCCGUGAAAGAAGGUACCUCUCCAAAAACGUAACGAACGCAAAGCUCCUCUUCAAUCCCACCCGCUCAACAAAGAUCCAAGAACCCGGAACGGCGGAAGACUAUGCAAAACAAAGAAAGUCUACAUUCAACAAGGUCCGCCGCAAGCGUACAGAUGUAGAACGAUUCGUCAGAACCUGAUCCAUUGCAACAAACCAAGAGCCUUUUCCCAAAGACCAAUUCCGAGCGAACUGAUGCUGAAAAAUCCGGAGCUUACUUUCACCUCACCUGAAGGAAACCAAUUUCUCUCCU